This is a messenger RNA of Chlorocebus sabaeus (green monkey), 2408 nucleotides long. It is a transcript of the gene IL17RC, whose product is annotated as interleukin 17 receptor C. Lineage: Eukaryota; Metazoa; Chordata; Mammalia; Primates; Cercopithecidae. The record is from RefSeq and is a predicted model, not a curated record. Gene Ontology annotation, molecular function: interleukin-17 receptor activity.
AAAACGAAACCACUCUGGACUGGAAGUAGGACGAGAGUUGGAACUCGCAGGACAGGGAGUGCACAAACUAUCCAGCACAGCCCCCUCUGCCCCCUCUGGAGGCUGGGGAGGGAUUCCAGCCCCUGCCACCCACAGACACGGGCUGACUAGGGUCAGGGGUAGGGUGUCUGCCCCCCUUAGGGGGGGCAGCACAGGGCCUCAGGCCUGGGUGCUGCCUGGCAUCUAGAAGAUGCCUGUGCCCUGGUUCUUGCUGUCCUUGGCACUAGGUCGAAGCCCCAUUGUCCUUUCUCUGGAGAGGCUUGUGGGGCCUCAGGACGCUACCCACUGCUCUCCGGGCCUCUCCUGCCACCUCUGGGACAGUGACAUACUCUGCCUGCCUGGGGACAUCGUGCCUGCUCUGGGUCCCGUGCUGGCGCCUACGCACCUACAGACAGAGCUGGUGCUGAGGUGCCACAAGGAGACCUACUGUGACCUCUGUGUGCGUGUGGCUGUCCACUUGGCCGUGCAUGGGCACUGGGAAGAACCUGAAGAUGAGGAAAAGUUUGGAGGAGCAGCUGACUCAGGGGUGGAGGAGCCUAGGAAUGCCUCUCUCCAGGCCCAAGUCGUGCUCUCCUUCCAGGCCUACCCUACUGCCCGCUGCGUCCUGCUGGAGGUGCAAGUGCCUGCUGCCCUUGUGCAGUUUGGUCAGUCUGUGGGCUCUGUAGUAUAUGACUGCUUCGAGGCUGCCCUAGGGAGUGAGGUACGAAUCUGGUCCUAUACUCAGCCCAGGUACGAGAAGGAGCUCAACCUCACACAGCAGCUGCCUGACUGCAGGGGGCUCGAAGUCCGGAACAGCAUCCCGAGCUGCUGGGCCCUGCCCUGGCUCAACGUGUCAGCAGAUGGUGACAAUGUGCAUCUAGUUCUGAAUGUCUCUGAGGAGCAGCACUUUGGCCUCUCCCUGUACUGGAAUCAGGUCCAGGGCUCCCCAAAACCCCGGUGGCACAAAAACCUGACUGGACCGCAGAUCAUUACCUUGAACCACACAGACCUGGUUCCCUGCCUCUGUAUUCAGGUGUGGCCUCUGGAACCUGACUCCGUUAGGACAAACAUCUGCCCCUUCAGGGAGGACCCCCGUGCACACCAGAACCUCUGGCGAGCAGCCCGGCUGCGACUGCUGACCCUGCAGAGCUGGCUGCUGGACGCGCCGUGUUCGCUGCCCGCAGAAGCCGCACUGUGCUGGCAGGCUCCAGGUGGGGACCCCUGCCAGCCAUUGGUCCCGCCGCUUUCCUGGGAGAAUGUCACUGUGGACAAGGUUCUCGAGUUCCCAUUGCUGAAAGUCCACCCUAACCUCUGUGUUCAGGUGAACAGUUGGGAGAAGCUGCAGCUGCAGGAGUGCUUGUGGGCUGACUCCCUGGGGCCUCUCAAAGACGAUGUGCUACUGUUGGAGACACGAGGCCCCCAGGACAACAGAUCCCUCUGUGCCUUGGAACCCAGUGGCUGUACUUCACUACCCAGCAAAGCCUCCACGAGGGCAGCUCGCCUUGGAGAGUACUUACUACAAGACCUGCAGUCAGGCCAAUGUCUGCAGCUAUGGGAUGAUGACUUGGGAGCGCUGUGGGCCUGCCCCGUGGACAAAUACAUCCACAAGCGCUGGGCCCUCUUGUGGCUGGCCUGCCUACUCUUUGCCGCUGCGCUUUCCCUCAUCCUCCUUCUCAAAAAGGAUCACGCGAAAGGGUGGCUGAGGCUCUUGAAACAGGACGUCCGCUCGGGGGCGGCCGCCAGGGGCCGCGCGGCUCUGCUCCUCUACUCAGCCGAUGACUCGGGCUUCGAGCGCCUGGUGGGCGCCCUGGCGUCGGCGCUGUGCCAGCUGCCGCUGCGCGUGGCCGUAGACCUGUGGAGCCGUCGUGAAAUGAGCGCGCAGGGACCCGUGGCCUGGUUCCACGCGCAGCGGCGCCAGACCCUGCAGGAGGGCGGCGUGGUGGUCCUGCUCUUCUCGCCCGGGGCGGUGGCACUGUGCAGUGAGUGGCUACAGGACGGGGUGUCCGCGCCCGGGGCGCACGGCCCACACGACGCCUUCCGUGCCUCGCUCAGCUGCGUGCUGCCCGACUUCUUGCAGGGCCGGGCGCCCGGCCGCUACGUGGGGGCCUGCUUCGACAGGCUGCUCCACCCGGACUCCGUACCCGCCCUUUUCCGUACCGUGCCCGUCUUCUCACUGCCCUCCCAACUGCCGGACUUCCUGGGGGCCCUGCAGCAGCCCCGCGCCCCGCGUCCCGGGCGGCUCCAAGAGAGGGCGGAGCACGUGUCCCGGGCCCUUCAGCCAGCCCUGGAUAGCUACUUCCAUCCCCCGGGGACUCCCGCGCCUGGACGCGGGGUGGGACCUGGGGCCGGGGACGGGACUUGAAUAAAGGCAGACGCUGUUUUUCUACCCA